AUGGCUGGCUCCGGGAUCUCAGCUCUGACUCUCCUUCUGCUCCUGCAUGGUGCAGUGGAUGGGAAUGGAAUCCAGGGUUUCUUCUACCCAUGGAGUUGUGAGGGUGAUGUGUGGGACCGGGAGAGCUGUGGGGGGCAGGCUGCUAUGGAGAACCCCAACCUCUGCCUACGUCUCCGCUGCUGCUACCGGGACGGCAUCUGCUACCACCAGCGGCCAGAUGAGACCAUGCGUCGGAAGCACAUGUGGGCACUGGGCUGGACGUGCGGUGGACUGCUGCUCCUCAUCUCCACCAUCUGCUUGUUCUGGUGGGCCAAGCGCCGGGACAUUCUGCACCUGCCCAGCUUCCUGAAGGCUCAGUGCAACUUGUCCAGAACAGUCUCACUACUGUCUAAAGACAAGGUGCCCUCGGUGACCGAGAAGAAGACCCCGUCCGUGGGCAGCGUGCUCAUGUCUCAGCCCCAGGACAGUCUACUGGACAUGUCCGGGGCAACUGAGGGUGAAGGGGAGGGAGAAGAGGGCGAGGAUGAGGAGGAAGAUUAG
Molecule: messenger RNA, 540 nt
Organism: Chrysochloris asiatica (Cape golden mole)
Lineage: Eukaryota; Metazoa; Chordata; Mammalia; Afrosoricida; Chrysochloridae
Gene: TMEM190
Product: transmembrane protein 190
Exons: 5
Coding region: 1-540 (179 amino acids)
Biological process (GO): hematopoietic progenitor cell differentiation
Cellular component (GO): inner acrosomal membrane
Source: RefSeq, a predicted model, not a curated record